This is a messenger RNA of Brienomyrus brachyistius, 1677 nucleotides long. RefSeq names its product transcriptional and immune response regulator-like. The record is from RefSeq and is a predicted model, not a curated record. The coding region runs from base 161 to 463 and encodes 100 amino acids. Gene Ontology annotation, cellular component: cytosol; nucleus. Gene Ontology annotation, molecular function: Notch binding. Gene Ontology annotation, biological process: negative regulation of Notch signaling pathway; endothelial cell activation involved in immune response. The transcript has a single exon. Lineage: Eukaryota; Metazoa; Chordata; Actinopteri; Osteoglossiformes; Mormyridae.
GGGGCGUCCCUGGGGAGGUCUUCCGAGACUCCGAUGUUGCUGGUAACAACUAUAUAAGAGAGGCACACCAGAGCAGGGACAGUCACAGGUGGACGCCAGCAACUGCUUAGUCUCAGAUUAAGCUGGAGCCUGAAAGUCACAAGUGCACUCAUAAGGGACCAUGUCUGCCUGCGCGUCAGCAGACCACCGUCGGGUAUGCCCCUCGGUCCACGGAAACUGGUUCGACACGACCCGCCGCAAGAAAGCCGCCGCCAACAUCUUUGAAAACGUCAACCAGGACGUCCUGAUGAAGCUCUUCCAAAAAACGGGGGACAUGAAAGCUGAGGAGCGCGUCAGGAGCAUCUUCUCUUACGGGCAAGAUCCCGAGGAGAUAUCCAAAGCCUUAAUGGGUCUCAAGCAGAGGAAGAAGGACAAGCUCCUCCAGAUUGCCGGCUUGUCUAGGCAAAGCCUGAAACUUCGCUGACUCAUCAUAAGCUCCGGUGGAGCUUUUCGCUUCAUUUUGCCUUCGUGAAUGUGCGCAGACCCGGCGCGGAGGUGCGGCUCCCAAGUAGACAGAGAAAUCCCCGCAAGGGGCGGAAAAAGGAACACGGCGUUGCACAAGUCGUGAUGAAGUUAUUGUUAUUUUACGAAACAGCGGACUACUUCUGCUGCUGCAAAGCAGCGAAAGACUUUUUAACCUUGCACUGGAGAGCAAUCAUCGGGGCUAAAGCCCCAAUCGAUUAUGUUAGGACGGACUUUAAUACAGGUGUUUUUUUGUGGCCGCUUCAGGCGGGACGGACUCGAACUGGGGAACUUAAAAUGAAUUUCCUAAGCCGCUAUACAUUUGUUUAAAUGUGGAGGCUAAACCUGCACCUUACAGGUGUAAUAAAUUCUUUGCUGUUACAUAAAUAAAAACACGAAUUCUGCAUUUUUUUAACAUGUACAGUCUUCCAUCUUCACUAGUCUACUCGAAUAAUACGCGAGCAGAAUUUUAGCCUAACACUCAUUUAUGCUAGCAUUUUGUGUGUCGGAAAAUUGCAUGACAAUAUACUGUCGUAAGUUGUGCAGUUCAUAAAUCUCAUUUUAUUAAAAUGUAAUUUUUGGACUUCCGAUUUCACUCAUUCUGCGUUCCAGAAGUUAUAUUUGUUAAGGGUGAUUAUAGUGCGGAUUUGAGUAUUUAAAUACAAUUUAAAAAAUCAAAUUAGUGCUGAACAAAGUAGCAUCAGACACCGAUAUAAUUAAUUAAAUAACUAAUAUGAUGUUCUUUAAUGACUGUAGGAAAAUCUGUCACUUUCUAUUAAAGCUCAGUCACAACCACAUAUUUGUAGUGAAGAGUAUAAAAAGAUGAUGGUAUAUAAAGGUGAUGAAAAGUGCUGAUAAAAAAGGGUGAUACAACAUUUAAUUAAAGGACUUGCUGUCCUGCUUCAUAGAAAACAUAGGCUACUUAGCUGAAACUGGGGGAUGCUGGCUGGCUUAGUGGGUUAGGCCUUGUAAUCAAAAGGUUACUGGUUCAAAUGCUGGGAAUGGCAGACUGAUGCUGCCAUUGGGCCCCUGAGCAAAGGCCCUAAUUCCCAGCUCCAGGUACUGGGAAUACAGGGGUACAUCUGUACAGUAUAUGUGUGUCUCUUGGGCAUCAUGAUGGGAUUGACGAAAGGACAAUUUCCCCACUGGGAUCAAUAAACUAUCAUUAUUCCAAAA